Molecule: messenger RNA, 3741 nt
Organism: Dichomitus squalens LYAD-421 SS1
Lineage: Eukaryota; Fungi; Basidiomycota; Agaricomycetes; Polyporales; Polyporaceae
Exons: 3
Coding region: 367-3381 (1004 amino acids)
Source: RefSeq, a predicted model, not a curated record
CGACGACGACGACGCACGGGUGCGCAUCAACUGCCGACAUUCCUUUGCUAUUCCGCUCGCUACCUGACAACUGUCCUUUCUCCAUCUUUCGUGUCUUGCCUGUCCUUGCUUGCUGCCUGCUGUCGACGCUCGUGACGAACAGUACCAUCCCAAGGCGCUCUACGUACACGCCGCCCGGCUAUAUCGCCAUACCUACAGCGUUCCCUACACGUGCUGAUUAUUCACGCCUUGCCCUCGAGAACGCUUCCCGUGGCCUGGACUAAGCAGGGUUCUCCUUCGAUCUUGUAAUUAUGCUUAAUUAGCUGUGCUGCUCAAGUCUCGACGACCUUUGGAUAUUGCUUGUGACGUUAGCAUUAUUUCUGCCACAUGUCAACGAAGUACGGUGUGGUGGCACGGCCUGCCAAGCAGGUCUACCCUGGCCCCUUCGAUCCUACCCUACUGCAUAUGGACCGCCAAAAUGCGUCCUACCGCCCUGUUCAGUCCAAUCAGAGUUUUCCUCGGCGCGCGCCGGCCGACCUGAGCACACAGUCCCUUCCUCAAAGCGGUUGGCUCUCAGACGUUGCAGCGUUCACCGCCUCCCCGCCCUCGCAGGGCCAACGUCCUGUCGGAUCCGUCCCCGGGAGUGCACCCAUCACUAGCCCUGCCUCGCUGAGCGACUCUGGCCACAUGUCCCCUCGCACAGUGCAUCGCGCUCGCUCACGGGACCAUCUGCUUUCUGCGAGCCCCAAUCCUCCUGCUGUUUUCUCCUCUGGCUCGCCGUCGCCACGCCCAUCUCCAAGCCCGGUCUUGUCUCCUUCGCGCACCCUUCAUACAUCGCGGUCGUUCUCAACUGUCACUUCGCACAAGACUCUCGCCCUCUCCUCCGACGCUAGCGGGCACCUAGACCUAAAACGUCUCAUGAGCAAACCCGCCAAACAAGCAUCCUCAGGCUCGCCCUCCCUCGUGUCGGACUCAGAGCGUUCCACUGGCGAUCCCUCAUCUAGCCAAGUCAGUUUCCCUCAUCGCCCAAGCGAAGGUGCCAUUCCCCGCCCUCCUCUCUCCAGGAGCGCACAUGCAUCUCGUGAGAAGAUGUCGCUGCAUGUGAACACUACUGGCCUGCGUUCGUCAUCCGUUCCCCGUCGGGGCUCCUCAUCGUCUCCGGGCGAUGACAGUCUCGCAGGCAAGUCUACACGCAACGCGUUACGUCGGCGCCCGAGCGCUCGUUCGAACCCAACUACGCCCGCUACACACCACUCGCGCUCAGCGACGGACGACUUGACUCGUCCGGUGGGCACUCCCACCGUACAGCGUGUUCCAUACCAGCUGCACGCUCAUCGUGACUCCGGUGCGCCGUUCGCUGCAUACAUGAGUCCUAGCCGACCGUCGACAUCCCCAUCUGGGCUCCCACCUCGCCCAGUCACGUCCCCUCUGGUGAAGGGGUCCAACUCUCCCAGCAGAUCGGAGAGUCCUAGAGGACUGACACCGGCGGGCGCCGUUGCCCUCGCAUACAAGCAACAGGAGCAGCGUCGCGAGGAGCUAGCCGAGACAGCGUCUUUCAACGAUGCUUACCGUCCCUCGUCGGCUACUCCGCUCAAGUCUGUGAGCUCCCCGCGAUCCGGAUAUGACAGUGCAAACGACGAGGCAACUAGCGGGGGGCCAUACUACACAGUAUUCGGUGGCGCUUCGGGUCGGUUGGUGGCUGUGGGGAGUCCGCAGGACGAUGACUGGUAUCACGGCGUUCACGAGACACGCGCGACCGUCUCGCUGAAUGGGAAGCAUGUCCCGAGUGGCUCGCGAAGCUUGUCGAGGAAGGUCUCCGGCUCAUUCAAGCGUGUAACCGGAUCCAUCAAGCGCGGAGAUCGCGACCAUCCAGAGCUUCCAGUGCCUUCGCCGGAGGAUUGGAAGCCUUAUGAUGGUUCUCAGGGCCGAUCUCAUACACACACACCCUCGAAGGUUAUGCGGAAUCCCACCUUGCUGAACCCAGCGAUGAAUGGGAAGCACAGCCCAAGCGAUUCGUCAGCCACGAAGAGCAGCCCCUCCCCGAAAGAAUUUGGCCGUCCUGCACAGUCAUCGAAGCUCAAAGGAGACGAACACGAGGAGGAUAGGACGCCGGGUUCAAAGUGGUGGAAGCUCAUGAAGCGACUAAGCACAGGGGGGCUUCGCGAGAAGUACCAACACCCUGACACCUUGCCGCCUCCAGUUCCCGCGCUCCCACAGAAUCUGCAGCUGCCUUCACCCUCGCGGACGACGCUGGACAUCACGGGCCGCGGACCUAAUGGGGAGGAGGUCACUGAGGAAGGGGUGUUGUUGCGCAAAUUCAUGCAGUCGCGUAGGUCGCUGUCCGGGGUGCGCCCGAAUCCGUCUCCUCCCAAAACCCCCCCGUCCACAGGUUCCUCACGGCCCGGUGCUGGCAACACGAACACUACAGGGCGGCCGUCGACUGGGAAUACGACGAAGAGUCGUGCGAGCACAUCUGGCCAUCGUCCUAGUACGGCGACACGGUCCUCUUCUCCGGGGUCGUCCGAGAUGGCCUCGUCCAGCCUUUUUAAUCACAAUCGGACGCCGUCGACACGGUCAUCCUUCUCGUCCUAUGGCGAGGAAAUCCCUCCUUUGCCAAGCUCUGUGGGCCAGUAUAUCGUUUCGCCUAGCGAACUCUCGCGCAUGACCAAGUCUUCUGAGCACACUUCAUCUCCGCUUACACCCUCACAGCUCAAGGGCCGCACUCGAACGCAGAGCCGUUCGCAUACCGCGCCUCCGGAAGACGGCGCCUCUCCAGAGGAAAGGCACCUCCCUUCCUUACCUCUCCCUCCACGCAGGGUCACCACCGGCUCCGCCAUUUCACCCACUGCACAUUCGUUCAACGUUGAAGAUACCAUCGACAAGCUUAUGCCUUCCAUCACAUCCGUGCCGCCGCCUCUGGGAGAGUUCGGGAUGAACGAGCCGCCACCUCGUCCCAAGCGCAGUUCGCGCCGCGCGCCGCCUCAGCUGAACGUCGAAGUUCACGCUCGUUCGCAGUCCGCGUCUGCGACGAUGCCCCUAUCCCCGCAGACGCCCCGCGCUCCUCCGCAGGUCCGUGUGGACGUUGACCUCAUCCGGCGCCCUUCGGUGGGUGCGCUGAGUCACAGGUCCACCCCAAAGCCCAACUCUGCCACUUCCUCGAGUUCGCCUUCGUCCAAUUCGCCGUCGUCGGCGGUCUCCCAGAAGCGUUCACCGCUCACGUUCCGCGAGCUGGAGAGCCCGCGGCACAAACUGACAGAGAAGGAGAAGGCGGCUAAGUGGGAGGACCUGCUUGAGCGCAGCGCGCGGGCCGGGGGGACGCUCCAUCUGGGAGAGUCGAGACUCAUGUCCGAGGAACCUGAUAUGCUCGGGGACGACCGAUCUGUCUUUGAUGCGGACGAUUGAUGCGUAGGUGCAGUCGAUGGGAGCUUGACGAUGACGAGCAUGGCCUCGUCGUGUGUAAAAGCCGCGCUUCCAUUGUUUGUUUUGGUAUAGAGCUGAUACAUACAUUCGCAGUCCCCCCUCUACCUCACCUUUAAUCAUGUCUUCCCUCGUCUGCUUUGCAGCGGCGGACAACUCUUAAUGUCGCUAUCGCUCUCUCUGUAGUCUGUUUCGUGCUCUCCCACAUACCCGAUGCAUAUCACUAUUCCCAACACAUCUAACCUGCCCACCUACCUACGCAUGUACAUGUUUGCAGAACUACACACUAGUCGAUCAUGCUGUUUGUUCAUGCCGUACAGUCGUUACAAAUGUAGGCUAUUUCUU